Molecule: messenger RNA, 540 nt
Organism: Cladocopium goreaui
Lineage: Eukaryota; Dinophyceae; Suessiales; Symbiodiniaceae
Source: the annotation of a GenBank genome assembly
AUGGCUCAUGCCGUGGGAAUUCCAAAGAUGCAGCCAGAGGGCAGUUUGGCUGAAGCGAUGCUGUCUCCGACGCCGAGCUACCCUUCGCGGGGUCGCUCUGGCAGCUCUGCGCCCUCACCUAGCAGAUCGCUCCGCCAGGUGCCACCGCCGCUUCUGAGCGAUAUCUCACUGGGAAGUGCAUCCACGUCGAGGCCUGGCGCAAGUGGUCCACCACCCGUACGCUUGUCUUCGGGGGAGGGUGCUUCGAGUGGGUCGCACAGAGGAAUCCCUGCUGUGGUACGAGCUCGGCCGCUGGCGCGGAGCUGGUUGGAAGAUCAGGGUCGACAGGUUGAUGUGGUGCCUGCGAGAUAUCUCGAUCCGGGCUUCCGGAGCGAACGGAACGCGGAGGUGUACUCCAGAGACCCCAUCAGGCAGAUGGAGAUCGACCCGAUCGACCCUCGCAGCGGUCGUCCCUGGAGUGGUCACUGAUGCCGCCACGAAUGCGUCACAGCGAAUGGAACUCGGAAAAUUUGCGUUGAUCAGGAAAGAACUGGCUCGUGG